AUGGACGCUGCGUCACACAACCCAUAUGCUCGAUCCCCUAACCCCUCCACAAGGUCCUACGAUUCAUCGUCGGUGUCGUCCGCAACGUCCCCAAAACCAUCUCUCCAUUACGUCGGCGGUCUGAUGAACACAAGUACGCGGCCCAGUGUGGCCGCCCCUCCACAACCCAUAGGUAUCCCAUCGUUACCGCCACUCCAUCAGACGUCGUUCCAACCGUAUGCUCCGGUCACAGCAUCCUCCAUGAUGGGACGAGACUCACUGCCGUCCAACGAGUCGGUGGCGAGCACGCCAGGUCCGUCCAACGCCCAGCUGCCGCUGGGUCCCAGCUCACAAGCGCAGAAGAGAGCAUACCGCCAAAGACGAAAAGAUCCCAGCUGCGACGCUUGCCGUGAGCGCAAGGUCAAGUGCGAUGCCACCGAGACGACGAGCUGCUCAGAGUGUUCGAGCCGAAACGUAAAGUGCCAGUUCACCAAGGAGACCAACAGGCGUAUGUCUUCUAUCAAGCAGGUGCAGGAUCUCGAGAAGCAGCUGGAUAAGAUCAGGCGCGAGAACAGCACUCUGCGUCGGAUGCUGCAAGACCGGGAUGGAGGUCACGGCGGUAUGGAUUUGGAUGCGGAAGGUGGAGAGACGCAGUCGUUGCAGGCCCAAAUACCCGAAAUCGGAACGAUACCAAAGCCAAAAAAGAGGCCACCGCCAAUGCCCGAGCUCGGCAGGACGAGACCUACCAUUCUUGCUUCCUCCAAAGGAGUCUUCAAGACGCCAGCACAUUACCGCUCAUCACAAUCUCCACGGGCGACAUUUUUCGACCCUCCACGACCCGAAUUACCCCAACGAAAGGUGGCAGAUCAGAUAUUGAACGCCUACUACGCUUCUGUACACACGAUAUUUCCUAUGAUUCACUGGCCCACCUUUCAACAGUCGGUAGAUGAGCUCUACCGGCCUGGCGGACUGCAAGCAGCAAAGCCAUGUCUGCUGUCGUGUUUCUUCACAGUCUUGGCCGUCGGAAGUCUUUUCUCCCCCGAUGCCCAUCGAUCAAAUCUGGCUUGCGAGCUGGCCGACGCAGCACGGAAAGUGAUGGAUCCAUGGACAAACGAAUAUGAACUCGACCACGUGCGAACUCUUGCACUAAUGGCGAUGAUGCUUUACGAGAUGAACCUGAAGUCUGUCGCAUGGACCUGGGUCGGAUCCGCAGUCAGGAUGGCCCAAGACAUGGGCUUGCACGCCGAUUUAGGAUCUUGGACCAUGUUAGAGGGUGAAAUGCGUCGAAGAGUCUGGUGGACGGUCUAUGUCUUGGAACAGAGCAUGUCUGUAGAGAUUGGCCGGCGGACCAUGAUUGAUGACAGCGACUGCGACGUGCCUCUGCCUGCCGCAGUUGACGACCACCAUAUCCAUACCAACGAGAUUCGAGUGCCUCAAGGGCAGGAUCCACUAACACAUACCUUCAUCCCAGUCAUCAAUGUCGUGCGCUCAUACCCGGCGCUGGGGAAAGCCCUCGGCGCCCCGACCUUGACGUCGACGAACCUGUCGACUUUCGAUCAGCACUUCGCCUCAUGCCUGAGAGCCUUUCCCGCACCCUGCGACCUGGCGAAUCAAAACGUGGCCCUUUCCCCACACUACCUAAACCCCUUGGCAUACCUCUUCAGUGCCAGGAUGCUCCUCCACCGCCACAACCUCUCUCCCAUGUCCCCUCCUGAAGCCCGACGCGCCGCCAUCGAAAUGUGCACGCUCACCGGGAUCGACACCGCAGCCUCGGUGGCACGCACGCCUCCCACACUACACGACACUGCAAGCGCCAUCUUGACGGUUCACCUCUUCCGCUGCGCCUUGUUCCUCAGCUUCACCGGCUACCUCGACGAGGCCAUCAUAUGCACCCGAGCUCUGACGGCCAUCAGCUCGCGACGCGACGUCGCCAUUCCCUGCGGGAGAUACAUGGCCAUGUUUCUCUCCAGACUGACUACGAAACGGUCCGAGUAUGCCGACUAUCUAAUACGCUCCACGACCUCGCCGGUCUCGCAACAUCGCCACUCGCCCUACAGCCAACCCCAUCCUCCUCCUCCGCGACCAGACCCCAACCAGCUCCGCGAGCUGCUCCUCCGCGACGAAGAACUCUUGGUGCUCGUGGGCGCAGACCUGCAAGCCGACACCAACGUGGCCUGGGUCUGGGAGCCGAGCGGCGACCACCCUGGGACCUCCCCCAUGGCGACCGCAGCCUCGGGACCCGCCGGCAGGUCGGCGGCCGGCCCUGCCUCGACCCCCGGAGGCAGAAGCAGCCUCUUCAGCCUCGAAUACCGCGUCGGCCUCACCGAGGACGAGAGCCGGGACUGGGGCGGCUGGGAGCGGGUAGACGCCAUGAUCAGGGCGCUGGGAGAGGCCCCCCAGCCGCUGCAGCAGGUGGCCGCACCCACCCCUGCAGGCCCUGUGCUCCACCAGCCCAUCUCCGGCGGGACCCUUCCGCCGCUGCAGGCGUGGCAACCGCCGCCCCCUCCGCCGGGUCACCAAACGGUGCUACCGCCCGUCAAGGUGGAGCACGGCGCCGUCGCGUCGCGAUCUAGACUGAGUCCACCUUCUGCUGCUGCGGGACCUCCGGGCGAGGGCAGCAGCGUCACGGGGAGUCCAUCGGUUGGAUCGGCAAAGAGUAAGAGCCAGUCAAGGAUCAGCAUUGCAAACAUCAUAUGA
Molecule: messenger RNA, 2676 nt
Organism: Pyricularia grisea
Lineage: Eukaryota; Fungi; Ascomycota; Sordariomycetes; Magnaporthales; Pyriculariaceae
Exons: 1
Coding region: 1-2676 (891 amino acids)
Biological process (GO): regulation of DNA-templated transcription; DNA-templated transcription
Cellular component (GO): nucleus
Molecular function (GO): DNA binding; zinc ion binding; DNA-binding transcription factor activity, RNA polymerase II-specific
Source: RefSeq, a predicted model, not a curated record